This is a messenger RNA of Rubroshorea leprosula, 1383 nucleotides long. The record is from the annotation of a GenBank genome assembly. NCBI's taxonomy places the organism in Eukaryota, Viridiplantae, Streptophyta, Magnoliopsida, Malvales, Dipterocarpaceae.
UUCUUUCCUUAUCCUGUUGUUCUGCUGGGUUUUUCCCAGGAAAAUCCUAGCCCUUUUUCUUUUCUUUCCUCUAUGGAAGUCAGUUUUGAAAUUGAAUAUUGAUCUUCUCUGGGGUUUUGGUGUUUGAAUCUUGGGGUUUAGACUUUAGAGUGUGUACUGAAAAACCCACGAGGUCAAGUUCUUGAAAGAUUUGAUCUUGAGAGCAAAGAUUUCAUCUUUUUUGAGACUUUCCAAUCUUGAAACUUGAUGCUGCAUCUUUUGUUUUUGAUGUUUGACAUUCAUGUCUCCAGUUCUUAGUGAAAUCCUCCGUUCCGGGUUUAUGGUCAAUUCCUCACUGAGACGCAGGACCCAUCUUGUUCAAUCUUUCUCUGUUGUGUUCCUCUACUGGUUCUAUGUUUUUUCAUAAAUCGUCUCUCAGAAUUGCUUAGAGUUAUAUACUAAUAUAUCAUAUAUUAUAUAGAAAUAAGUCAAGAACCACCUUGAUCUUGGUUAGCUUAACAUAACUAGUAUCUGGUCCUGUUGUCCCCAAGGUAAGGUUUUACCAUCAAAAUCUAAGUCUGUUUUUGAAGUUUUAGUUCUUUUAGUGUGAAUAUAGUAUGGCUUCUUCAAGUGGGAACUCCAAUUCUCCAAGCUCCACUCAGCCUCAAAACUCUGGCUCUGAAGAGGACUUGCAGCUCCUGAUGGAUCAAAAGAAGAGGAAGAGAAUGCAAUCCAAUCGUGAAUCAGCUAGAAGAUCCAGGAUGAGGAGACAGAAGCAUCUGGAUGAUUUAGUGGCCCAAGCGUCUCAGCUGAGGAAGGAUAACAACCAAAUCCUUUCAAACAUCAACCUCACCACUCAGCACUAUGGGAACGUUGAGGCUGAGAACUCCAUUUUAAGCGCUCAGGUAAUGGAACUGAGCCAAAGACUGGACUCCCUAAAUGAGAUCCUCUCUUUUAUCAACACAAGCAAUUGGCUCUAUGAAAAUGAGGGCUUUGAACAAAGUUUUGACAGCUUCAUGAACCCUCUCAGUAUGCCAUAUCUUAGUCAACCAAUCAUGGCCUCUGCAGACAUGUUCCAGUAUUGAUAAUGUGGGAAUGGCCAAUUCAUGGUUGUUCUUUCUCACAUGGAGUCUGAUAAAUAAGUGGAGUAGAAUGGAGGGGUUCUUUCAUCUAAAUAUUUUUAAUUUUAUCAUGAUAUUAUGAAGCUUAUUAGAGGCCACAUGAUCUGCCUCUAAUAGAAUGGGCAACUUGGCAGUUAUUCAGAGCCACUUGGCAAGAAGAAACUGAUGAAUUAAUUAGGUACUGGUAUUUGUAGAUGGGGUUUCAACAUAUAUAUAAAAAAAUGGUGUGUAAGGGGUUUGGAUGUAUGUCAUCUCUCUGUCUAUAUAAAUAUAUAUUAAUCUC